GUCACGCGCAGGUGCGCCCGCCCGGCCUCCCCGCUCGGACCGAGCUCGCACGCUCCGCCUCCCUCGCCAGGCGCCGGCGGUGCGGGGCGCGCGGGACGGGCGGCGAUGCGCGGGGGCCGCUGAGAGCGGAGGGGCCUCGGCGAUGGAGGCCGAGGGCUUGGACUGGCUGCUGGUCCCGCUGCACCGGCUGGCGUCCUGGGGGGCGGCCGGGGCCAUGGUCUUCGGAGGGGUGGUGCCCUACGUCCCGCAGUACCGCGACAUCCGGAGGACGCAGAACGCCGAGGGCUUCUCCGUCUACGUGUGCCUGGUGCUGCUGGUGGCCAACAUCUUGCGGAUACUCUUCUGGUUCGGAAGGCGCUUUGAGUCCCCGCUGCUGUGGCAGAGCGUGGUCAUGAUCUCCACCAUGUUACUGAUGCUGAAACUCUGCACGGAAGUCCGCGUGGCCAACGAGCUGAACAUAAAACGCCGCUCCUUCGCAGCUGCAGAUAGUAAGGAUGAAGAAACCAAAGUCCCCCCCAGGCGGUCCUAUCUGGACUUCGACCCUCACCACUUCUGGCACUGGAGCAGCUUCUCGGACUACGUGCAGUGUGUCCUGGCCUUCACAGGUGUGGCGGGCUACGUCACGUACCUGUCCAUCGAUUCGGCCCUGUUCGUGGAGACCCUGGGCUUCCUGGCUGUGUUGACCGAGGCCAUGCUGGGCGUGCCGCAGCUCUACCGAAACCACCGCCACCGGUCCACGGAGGGCAUGAGCAUAAAGAUGGUGCUCAUGUGGACCAGCGGCGACGCCUUCAAGACAGCCUACUUCCUGCUGAACGGCGCGCCCCUGCAGUUCUCCGUGUGCGGCCUGCUGCAGGUGCUGGUGGACCUGGCCAUCCUGGCACAAGCCUACGCCUUCGCCCGCCACCCCCAGAAGCCAGCGCCCCAUGCCACACACCCCGCCAGUGCCAAGGCCCUCUGAGGCAGCCAGGGAGGACAAAGGCCUGUGGCCGCCAGCCACAGACACUGCCCACCUGUCCUCCCAGUGUGGGGG
Messenger RNA from Propithecus coquereli (Coquerel's sifaka), 1030 nucleotides. It is a transcript of the gene SLC66A2, whose product is annotated as PQ loop repeat containing 1. Gene Ontology annotation, cellular component: endosome; trans-Golgi network. Lineage: Eukaryota; Metazoa; Chordata; Mammalia; Primates; Indriidae. The transcript is spliced from 5 exons. Gene Ontology annotation, biological process: retrograde transport, endosome to Golgi; phospholipid translocation. Bases 143 to 958 code for a protein of 271 amino acids. The record is from RefSeq and is a predicted model, not a curated record.